AUGGCGUCGCAUAAAACUACCGGUAGUCUCAAUUUGCAGCCGAUGAAUAGUGCCAAUUAUACGGCAGCGCAAGAUGGAGUACAGGACUUCCAAGGCUCCUCGUCUGCGCACAACUCUGUGCCAGAGAAACCGUCCAUCCAUGGUGCUGGAAUCACCUCUCAACCCAUUUUGGAUAUGGCCACCGCUUCGUUGCCCAAAGACGAAUCUGAUCACAGCCAAGAUCCUAAACCUGUGGCUUACGAGAACAAUGUCGAACAAGACCUAUCUAUCAAGAAACCAUCUCUCUCGCCGCCUUCUCAUCCGAUCCCGGUCCAGCAACCAGAAAUUCCCAAACCAACAACCCUCUCGCAGUCCAUCCCCGGCAAACCGAUGUCUCUGUACAUUGACCAAAAGAGCCUCAGUGUAUCGCCACCUCCUCGAACCAAAUCUCCGUUCCGCGACUCCUCCAACGUGUUCAUCAAGCAGAUCAAGGACCAAAGACGUCCAAUGUACACGCCUGCCGUUUUGCGCUCCGAUAGCAUGAGCAGAACGUCGUCCUCUCAAAGCGGAUGCGAUCUUAUCGACGUGAACAACCCAGAACGCCCGAUUUUGAAGUCGACAAUGUCAUCGUCGUCGCUGAGGUCGGUGUCGUCGAUCUCCGACUACUUUGGCUCGUUCACCCGCGCAUACGGGAAAAACAUCCCGGUCGAAGGCCCUACAAGAGAGCACUGGAAGCCAAAUAAUAGUCGGUUCAGCUGCGCGAAAUGUAACCGGGUGUUCCAUUUCAUGACAGAAGGCCGCCGGAAACACCACUGUCGCUACUGCGGAGACAUAUUCUGCAGCGACUGUUUGAAAAACUACGUGUAUCUUGAUGAAAGCGCUCAUUUCACGCUGUUUGGAAACUCAGAAGACGUUCCCGAUGACAAAGAUAAGAAAUAUUUAUGCAAAGUGUGCCAAGACUGUGCACACAAGUACGAAGUGUAUCUGAAAGACCAUACAACGAGAAAUUUGGACUUGGAAUCAAAUAAGGAUUCGUCUCUUACGAAAAGCUCCACUAGAAAAGACACAGUUGCAAACGUUCAAAACCCAAUGCCCGCAGAUUGGGAUUGGAGUUCUUUCUGA
Messenger RNA from Ogataea philodendri, 1101 nucleotides. RefSeq lists its product as uncharacterized. NCBI's taxonomy places the organism in Eukaryota, Fungi, Ascomycota, Pichiomycetes, Pichiales, Pichiaceae. Gene Ontology annotation, molecular function: metal ion binding. The record is from RefSeq and is a predicted model, not a curated record. The coding region runs from base 1 to 1101 and encodes 366 amino acids. The transcript has a single exon.